AUGCAUACUUCACCCCCCGGGGGAUACAACGAGAUGCCCCCUCUCCCGUCCCCAGGCUCCGACGAGAGCCCCAUCCCCCCUACUGACCUCCACAUGUACCCAAUGCCUGACUACCCUAUGCCCACCAAUAACCAGAACAUGAAUGCCCGCAACGGUCCCAUGCUCCCCUCCGACUACCCCAAUCCUGGCUUCUCCAUGCCACCCAACCCUCACAUGAACAUGCCACCCAACCCUCACAUGAACAUGACUGGGAAACUGGCGAACUGGCGAACUGCUGGUCAGAAGGGAGAUCAAAAUGAGAAGGGCGAGCUUGGGCCAAUGGGUUUCACCGGCACUAAGGGGGCCCGCGGCUUCAAAGGGGACAAAGGGGACCAGGGUCUGGAGGGUCCACAGGGAGAGAUGGGGCCCCAGGGAGAGGUAGGGACCUGCCCUGCGUCCUGUGAAAGUGUCCAGGGCCAUGCAGGACAACCAGGGAUACCCGGACCGGCUGGAGCCAGGGGUCUCCCCGGGGUAGCUGGCCCUCCAGGGACUACGGGGCCCAAGGGCGACACAGGGGACAUGGGUGCCCCUGGGGUCCCCGGGACGGAUGGUGAGAAAGGUGAACUGGGAGCGGAGGGCGUGUGCAACUGCACAGAUGGAGCAGACGGGGCAGACGGUCAACAAGGGAUCCCAGGGCCCAAGGGAGAGCAGGGUGAGGUGGGCCCUCAGGGUGCCGUGGGCCUCAACGGUGAAAAGGGCAACCAGGGCGAACUCGGCAUGAUGGGCAUUCCCGGCCGUGCUCGCCAACCAUCCAGUCCUCAUUCUCCGCCGCGCUCGGCACAAUUUACCCACUACCGGACAAGCGUGCCGUUCACCCAAGUCAUCACCAACCGGCAGUUUCAUUUCGACCCCACCAUUGGCAUCUACAGGGCACCGGUGAACGGCACCUAUGUCUUCAGCUACCACCUGGUGGUGUUCAGCAAGGUGCUGAAGGUGGGUCUGUUCCAUAACUUCAACCCUAUCGUGAAGACCACGGAGCCAGCCCAUCUGGGCACCGCUAGCCAACAGGUGGUGCUCCACCUGGCCAUGGGCGACCGGGUGUGGCUGCAGGUGAAGGACACCAUCACCAACGGCAUGUACGCUGACAACGAGAGCAGAAGCACCUUCUCUGGCUUCCUGCUCCACCCCGACUCCUGCGACUUGCCCUUGUUCCGAGACUUUCCUCCAGCAGGCGCUCCAAGUGGUGACGAGGGGAACUAUAGUUGGGGGCAGAUAGAGGGGCCAACCACCACCCCAUCGCCUUAGUCAGUGAGAGUCAGUUACACAGACACAGGUUACACACACAUAUAAUAUGAAGACACACAAUCCACACACACAUACAUUAACAAAGUUCUCAAAGGAAACACCAACACAGCACCUUCUAUAAAUCAGAAGCCAUUUCGAAUGGCCUGUUAGCUCUGGGUAGUUUUCUAUAACA
Messenger RNA from Coregonus clupeaformis (lake whitefish), 1456 nucleotides. Its product is annotated as collagen alpha-1(X) chain. Gene Ontology annotation, molecular function: protein binding. Lineage: Eukaryota; Metazoa; Chordata; Actinopteri; Salmoniformes; Salmonidae. The record is from RefSeq and is a predicted model, not a curated record.